Molecule: messenger RNA, 357 nt
Organism: Entrophospora candida
Lineage: Eukaryota; Fungi; Glomeromycota; Glomeromycetes; Entrophosporales; Entrophosporaceae
Source: the annotation of a GenBank genome assembly
GCUUUUGAUGGUGGAAUUACAGCCAUCCAUAUGCUAAAAAGCCAGAUUACUCUAAAUAAGCUGAUGUUUGUAGGACAAGCAAUUCUUGAUAUUAGUAAGGCUAUGAUGUAUAACUUUUGGUAUGGCUAUAUUAAACCUACUGGGCAGAGGCUAGACCUAUUUGAUCUUAAUAAUUCUGGAGACUUAUUUCUAAUGAAAGAUGAGUGUAAGGGGAUCCCGAUUAGUGAAGCUGUAUGUUUAAAGCCAAAAAUGUAUUCAGUUCUUCCAGUUGGUCAUGAUCCCAAAACGCCUAUAACAGAGGCGGAUUUUGAAAAAGAGUUAGAAGAAAAGGGUUGGCAGAAAAAGCAUGGCAUAUGA